Messenger RNA from Fusarium mangiferae, 342 nucleotides. RefSeq lists its product as uncharacterized. The record is from RefSeq and is a predicted model, not a curated record. The transcript has a single exon. NCBI's taxonomy places the organism in Eukaryota, Fungi, Ascomycota, Sordariomycetes, Hypocreales, Nectriaceae. Bases 1 to 342 code for a protein of 113 amino acids.
AUGGCAAGACGGCAGAACCAAAAGCGACAGCGCGCUGACGAGCCCUCGCGAGCCGACGCUGACCCUCCCACGAAGAAGGCAAAGACAAGAAGCAAAAUCACACGUAAAGCYCGGGAGUCCUGGAAUUAUCCCCCUGAGUUUUAUGACGGAUUGUCCAAGAUAAGCCUUACACAUCUAGCCUUGGAAGAGCUGGACAGAAGGAAUCGCUCCUGCCGCUCUCGGUCCUCAUCGCCGACCCGCCCCGGCGCCAGAACUUUCUCUGGUAGCAUAUGCCCUCGAGACCUAGCCCAGUUUGCGGAAGACGGUGGUCCAGAUUUGCGUGAUCUUCGAGGAGUAAGCUGA